UUGAGCCGUUCACCUGUCCUGUUCCUAAUUGUUAUUGCGAAUCGCGUGCUGAUCGCUUUCUUUGUAUGGCUUUUAUUGGCGGUUUAAUGUUUGAUCGUUGAUUACCGCUCGAAGCUGGUGGCCACAGCUGCGCCAUUACACGGCAUUACUAUUUUACACUAUAGUUAACUGUAUCGUCUGUUUGGGACCGGAAACGUAUUCGGCGAGGUGCACACCAACUCCUCCAAACACACGUUCGAUAGUAUAUUAUUAUCCAUCAUUCGUACUUUCCUGUCUGAAUUCUGCAAUCGGCCGUUGGUGAUUUGUAACCUGUAGCCUACCGCGAGAACCUUCCCAAUCAUGUCUAACUACGCGGGAAACCCGAACACGAAGCUGUUCGUCAAAAAGCGUGAUGGCCGAUUGGAAGAAGUGCUAAUGGACAAGAUCACUUUGCGAAUUGAACAAUUAUGCGACGGCCUCAACAUGGACUUCAUUGAUCCGCCUGAAAUUACACUAUAUGUCAUUGGUGAUUUAUGCCCAGGUAUAACUACUGUACAAAUUGACAAUUUAGCUGCUGAAACGGCUGCUUAUUUAACAACUAAACAUCCAGAUUUUGCUGUACUUGCUGCACGUAUUGCAAUUUCUAAUCUUUAUAAAGAAACUAAAGAAAACUUCAGUGAUGUUAUUUAUGAUUUGUAUAACAUGUCCAAUGAACGAAAUCAAAGCCGUAUGCCAAUCAUUUCUGAUUUUCAUUAUGGUAUUGUCAUGAAACACGCUGAUCGUUUAAAUAAUGCUAUUAAACAUGAUAGAGAUUAUACUUACAGUUAUUUUGGAUUUAAGACACUUGAAAAGUCAUAUUUAUUAAAAAUUGAUGGUAAAGUUGUAGAACGUCCUCAACAUUUAUUAAUGAGGGUUUCAAUUGGUAUUCAUGGUGAAGAUAUUGACGCAGCCAUAGAAACUUAUGAUUUAAUGUCAUUAAAGUAUUUUACUCAUGCUUCACCAACAAUGUUCAAUGCUUCCACACCUAGACCUCAACUUUCAAGUUGUUUUUUGGUGGCUAAUAAAUCAGAUGAAUUGGAAGACUUUGGUAAAACAGUUAAAACAUGUGCCAAAAUUUCUCAAUCUGCUGGUGGUAUUGGUGUACAUCUCCACAAUGUUGGUGCAGCUGGUACAAAAUGGACUAAGUAUCCAAAAUGUGAAUCACAUGGUCUUGUUGAACCUUUGAAAGUUCUGAAUGAUUUGGCUCAAUAUAUUGACCAAGGGGGAAGAAGACCAGGGGCAGUUGCUGUUUACAUUGAGCCUUGGCAUGCUGAUAUAUAUACCUAUACAGAAUUACGUAAAAAUACUGGCAAUAAAGAAGAAAAAACUAGAGAUUUAUUUUUGGCUCUUUGGAUACCUGAUGAAUUUAUGAGACGUGUUGAGGCUGAUCAAUCUUGGAGCUUAAUGUGUCCGCGUAAAUGUCCUGGUCUUUCAGAUGUCUGGGGCGAUGAAUUUGUGAAACUUUACAAAAAGUAUGAAGAUGAAAAACUUUACAAUAAACAGGUACCAGCAAGAGAAUUAUGGUUCCGUAUAAUAACUUCUCAAAUUGAAACCGGUAUGCCGUAUAUGUUGUAUAAAGAUGCAUGUAAUGCCAAAAGCAAUCAAAAAAAUCUUGGUACAAUUAAAUGUAGCAAUCUUUGUACUGAAGUCAUUCAGUUUACUUCGGAAGAAGAGGUAGCAGUAUGUAAUCUAGCUUCAAUUGCGGUAAAUAUGUUUGUAAAACCCAAUGGAGAAUAUGAUUUUGAAAAACUUUUAAAAAUUACUAAAAUUGUCACUAGAAAUUUGAACAGAGUUAUAGAUGUUAACUUUUAUCCUGUCAUAGAAGCUGAAACUUCAAAUAAACGACAUCGUCCUAUUGGGAUUGGUAUCCAAGGAUUGGCAGAUUUAUUCUCAUUGAUGCGAUUUCCUUUUGGUUCUCCUGAAUCAAGAAAACUUAAUUUACAAAUAUUUGAGACUUUGUAUUAUGGUGCGUUAGAAGCUAGUUGUGAAUUAGCUGAAAAAUAUGGAACUUAUUCAUCUUAUCAAGGAUCACCAAUUAGUCAAGGAAUUUUACAGUAUGAAAUGUGGAAUGUAAAGCCUAGUGAUUUAUGGAAUUGGGAAAUAUUGAAAGAAAAAAUUGCUAAACACGGUGUUAGAAAUUCAUUGUUAUUAGCACCAAUGCCUACUGCUUCAACAGCUCAAAUUCUGGGCAAUAAUGAAUCUAUUGAACCAUACACAACAAAUUUAUAUUACAGACGUACUCUUAGUGGAGAAUUUAGUGUGAUCAAUCGUCAUUUAUUGAAUGAUCUAAUUAAGCUUAACCUAUGGAAUGAAGAGAUGAGGAAUGAAUUGAUUUACUUCAAAGGAUCAGUACAGAAAAUUAAAAGUAUUCCAGACAAUAUUAAAGAAUUAUACAAAACAAAUUGGGAACUAUCUCAAAAAAUAAUAUUAGAUAUGGCUGCAGAUCGAGGGGCAUAUAUUGAUCAAUCUCAGUCAUUAAAUAUUCACAUUGAGCAACCAACUAUUAGUAAAAUAUCAUCUGUACAUUUUUACGGAUGGAGAAAGGGCUUAAAAACUGGUAUGUACUAUUUGCGUACCAGACCAGCUGCUGAUCCUAUACAGUUUACGGUUGAUAAAAGUACACUGUCUAAUAAUGUUGCAAUUCAAACUGAGAAGAAUGAUGCAUUAAAUAUGGAACAAUUGGUGUGUUCGUUAGAAAACAAAGAUGCUUGCACAAUGUGUGGUGCUUAGAUCACUGUGAUUCAUAAUUAUACAUUUGAUCUGUAAGGUUAUUGAUGCACCAAAUGAUGUCUAUAUUUAUAAUUUAUGUGGUGAUUUCACUAUCAUUUUUAUUGUAAUUCCUUUUUUAACUUUAUUUUUUGUAUUAUGUAAGUACUUACUAUAAUUCAUUAUCUGUGGUAUACUGUUUAUUGUUUACACAUAAUGGGAAAUAUGUUAAAAAAAAUUCCCAAUUUAUAAACAAAGUUAUAUUUUAAUUUUAUCAAUUAUAAUUUUUUACAUAAAUAUACCAUACUAUUGUAAUAAAA
Molecule: messenger RNA, 3044 nt
Organism: Metopolophium dirhodum (rose-grain aphid)
Lineage: Eukaryota; Metazoa; Arthropoda; Insecta; Hemiptera; Aphididae
Product: ribonucleoside-diphosphate reductase large subunit-like
Exons: 14
Coding region: 340-2748 (802 amino acids)
Biological process (GO): deoxyribonucleotide biosynthetic process; DNA replication
Cellular component (GO): ribonucleoside-diphosphate reductase complex
Molecular function (GO): ribonucleoside-diphosphate reductase activity, thioredoxin disulfide as acceptor; ATP binding
Source: RefSeq, a predicted model, not a curated record